CUUCAUCACAAUAGGUAUAGAUUACACAGUUCACAUUUAAAAUCCAAGGAUCCAAAGCUAUUAAGGUUAUGUUGCAUGUAUCUCCAUGGUAUGUAGCUGUGAACUCUGAGGACUUCACUACUCUGUAGACUAAGAAGAUGUCUUGCCAAAUCAUAGAAAUAGAUGGUUCUGUUUUAGAAGGAGGUGGACAAAUUUUGAGAAUUGCCGUGACAUUGAGCGUCCUGCUUAGGCAGCCAAUUCGUGUUGUAAAAAUCCGAGCAGGUCGAAGCAAACCUGGCCUAGCCGAGCAACAUUUAAAAGGUUUGGAGUUGGUGACCAAAAUUUGUAAUGGCAAAUUAAAAGGUGGUUCAAUCGGUUCAACCGAAAUUGAGCUUUGGCCUGGUAAAGUCAGUGGUGGAAAUUAUAGUGCUCUUGUGAAAACGGCAGGUAGUGUGAGCCUUCUGCUUCAAGUAGCUUUGCCAUGUACUUUGUUUGCCAAUUUGGACACCACGCUCACAUUAGAAGGUGGAACUAAUGCAGACAUGGCUCCACAAAUUGAUACCACAACGGAAGUGUUUCGUCCACUUCUGGAAAAGUUUGGGGCUACAUUCGAUUUUGAUUUAAUUAGACGUGGUUACUUUCCUAAAGGAGGUGGGAAAGUGAUUGUACGCAUUAAACCUGUAAGACAAUUGAACGCUGUGGAGUUACUAGAAACGGGCCAAGUUACAUCAGUCUAUGGAUGGAGUUACGUCGCCGGUACUUUACCCAUUCAUUUAUCACACACCAUGGCAAAUGCAGCAUCUGAAAAGCUAAGUCAACUCAUAAGGAACGUUCAAAUUGAAAGGUACAAAGAAGCAGCUGAUGUUGCACCCGACAAUGGCUCAGGCAUUAUAGUAGUUGCGGAAACUUCUUCGGGGUGUAUUUUUGGAGGAUCUGCCUUAGGAAAACGAAAUGAGAAACCGGAACAAGCUGGAUGGAGAGCUGCCGAGGAAAUUUUGAGAUCUGUGUCGCAAGGAGCAUGUGUGGACGAACAUUGUCAAGAUCAGCUGAUUAUUUUCAUGACACUUGCACAAGGCCAGUCAAAGAUUCGGACAGGAGAACUCACUUUGCAUACAAAAACUGCUAUUUACAUUGCAGAGAAAAUGGCAAAUGUACACUUUGAUGUUGUUGAAGACAAUGGCAGUAAUAUUAUUCAAUGCAACGGAAUAGGAUUAACAACAUAGUUUAUAAUUAUUAAGUAUUCUGUUUGUGCUAAUUUGCUGUUUGGUCCACGAUAAAAUGUAUGUGAGUUUGAUGUACAUACAAAAAUGUGAUACAAUCUUACAGACGGAGAGAAAAAUAUAGCAUCUCGCAACAAGAAUCUA
Messenger RNA from Photinus pyralis (common eastern firefly), 1343 nucleotides. It is a transcript of the gene Rtca, whose product is annotated as RNA 3'-terminal phosphate cyclase. Gene Ontology annotation, cellular component: nucleus. The record is from RefSeq and is a predicted model, not a curated record. Lineage: Eukaryota; Metazoa; Arthropoda; Insecta; Coleoptera; Lampyridae. Gene Ontology annotation, biological process: RNA processing. Gene Ontology annotation, molecular function: RNA-3'-phosphate cyclase activity. The transcript has 5 exons. Bases 138 to 1202 code for a protein of 354 amino acids.